CGGGCCAAGCGUCGCGAUGACAGGGGCCGAGGCCGCCCCCUCCCCGCCCCAGGCUGCCGCCUCGAAAGUGCCCGCUGCCUGCGAUGCCGCGACCCAGCGGCCUCCGCCGCGCCCCCACCUCGCCAACCCGUCCUCCGGCCGCGCGACGCCCGAGCACUUCCUCUUCCCUUCAAAGGUCGCUGCGCGCGCUCGCCUCACUUCCGCCCGAGACUGCCUCACUUCCGCCCGGGACCGCCUCACAUCUGGCCAGCGAGAGCCUUACAUUCGGCGAGGACACGCCUCACAUCCGCCCGGGGCCGCAUCUCGUACUCCCAGGGUUCCUGGGAAUUGUAGUUCGAGAGCCCCGCCGUUUCUCCCUGCCCUUUGCUUUCUGUCCCGGGGACCUUGUAGCUCCACGUCUUCAGCCUCUCUCUCUUGUCCCACGCUGGCUUUCCGUGGGCGCUCCGGGGCUCCGCGUCUCCUCCUCACCUCUCCAGUCCUCCGUCAUUGCCUAGGAGAAGCUGCCCGCCCGCGUCUCUGCGAUGCUGUCACCGCUCUGCAGUUUCACAGUGGAGCAUCCUUGGACAGCAGUUGUCAUUACCCUGUUAAUGUCACCUUUCCUGCUCGGGGUCACAUCCAUUGCAGACAGGCUGAAUGUGGAGUUUGCUUUGAUUCACAAAGAGAGGAAGAAGGCAAAUGAAGUGGACCGGAUGGUGCUGGUGGCGACAUGAAGGGUCGUGUGGCCAUCCUUGUGGAUGACAUGGCCGACAUGUGGUACCAUCUGCUUUGCUGCCGAUAAGUACGUGGGACAGUUCAGAAAAGCAUGAAGACAUCUUGCUCUUAAGCUGUGGUAAUGACGGUGUCUUUCUUUCCUCUGUCACUAGGCUUCUUGGGCUUGCUCUUUCAAUAUCUCUAAGCAUUCCUGGUAGAUGUCCCUCCUUACCCGAAGUCCCUCCUUGCUAAUCUGGCCUCAUCUAAGAAUAUGUCUGGAAAAGACUUUAAAAACAUCUAAUCUUUAUAAUCUCAUAAAGUAUUUAAGAAACUGUGUUCUCAAAACUUCCCUCAGCCAUGUUUACCUGCAUGCUGUCAAUAUUCUAAGGUGAACAGCCUAUGAGUUGCUUUGGGGUUUUUCUUCUCAAAGGUUUUUGUUUUUUAAGAUCAGUCAUUUUCCGUUUCCCCCAGUGAUUCAGAGGCACUGUCUUAUUGUAUUUAUUGGUUAUCACCUGGCUAAUUAUAAACUGUAUUUCUAAGA
Heterocephalus glaber (naked mole-rat) is the source of this 1231-nucleotide messenger RNA. Lineage: Eukaryota; Metazoa; Chordata; Mammalia; Rodentia; Bathyergidae. The record is from RefSeq and is a predicted model, not a curated record.